ACGGAACAGCUGUGCGGUGGUCCCUCUGUGUCCCAAGUUCCGACGCGACAUGGAGCUCGCGUCGGUGCGCGGAGCUGUCACGUCGUAAAGAGAGGCGGAGGAUCGUCAUCGUCUCGCACAGACUCUCGUCGCUUAAAUGACACGACGGCGCAAUGACGCGCUCGAAGAUCCAGAAGAUGAAAUUUUUCCUGUUGAUCCUCCUACUGGCGCAGAGCGCGGUCAGCGAGGAGGUCGUCAGCUUACGGGAGAGGAGAGACGCGACGGCGACAGUUGAGAGCAAGGGUAAGGACAAGGUCGACGGGCAGCCGGCGCCGUCGCCGGGCAAGAACGGUCAACAGGCGCCCGUUAAGACGAGGCCGCCGGUCGACACGAGCAACAAGACGCACAUAACCUUGAAGCCGCCGGACGUCGCGAACAAGACCGCACACGCCGCGGACGACGAGCAUCCGAACGAGGGCCACACGACCUUCAACACCGGUGCUCUUGUGCGUGGUUUCUUAGUCUUUGUAGGACUAAGCAUCCUUGUUAUGGCCUAUAUCGUGUUCCGUAGCUUUAGGUUAAGUAAGACACGUGCUCAGAUGGUUCGAAAGUACGGUGUCCUUACGCACAGGCAGGAUGUCGAGAUGCGACCACUGCCGUUGGAGGAAGAAGACGACGAAGACACGACCGUUUUCGAUGCGAGUAACGUCUUGACGAAUAACGUUCAACAUCAGAACACAUAGGAGUACUCGAAAGUGGAGCGCACCGUUCGUGCUAUUACAUACUGUACAUGUUAUCGGUGUAAAGUUACUCCCGGCAUCGUGUGGUUUAAUAAGAGAUCCGACUAACUCUGAUCGUGAUUCUCUCUCAAGGUAGCUCUAAACGAGGAACUAACAAGUCGCGAAGCAGACUUGAUGAAUUUCUCAGCGUCUCUACUCGAAUCAAGUUAUUUGCUUAGUGCAGCGAGAUAUUAACAUCAGAUACGCAUCUGUGAUGCAUUUAUCAUUGACAUAUUGUGCUUUUCAGCAAUAUAGAUGUACUUUUCCUAAAAAGAAAGAUAAAUACAAGAUAUUUCUACCAAUACAUACAUAUA
This is a messenger RNA of Dinoponera quadriceps, 1072 nucleotides long. Its product is annotated as membrane protein FAM174. Lineage: Eukaryota; Metazoa; Arthropoda; Insecta; Hymenoptera; Formicidae. The transcript has 3 exons. The coding region runs from base 153 to 722 and encodes 189 amino acids. The record is from RefSeq and is a predicted model, not a curated record.